UUAAAAAAAUUGGUACCUACUUCGAUACCUCCUCAAAUCCUCUUUUGUUAUCCUUCUUAUUUUCCAAGUAUCACUUUCAAUCAUCCAGAGUCCCUCGAUAUAACUGUUAAUAUAAUAAGUCAUAAUAAAAAUAAUCCCUCGAAUAUUUAUGGUAGACUUUCUAUUACAUUUACUUGUUCAUACUAGAUCACAUAUCUUAGCAUCCAUGUCCAAUAUUGACCUCGUCAAAAAAACACUCCGACGUUUCUUGGGUCGGAAUCCCGAUUCAGAGAUCACGAAUUUAUUUUUCUUAGGAAUCCCGAUUUCCCGAAAUCGGGAAUUUUGGUUUUUUAGCAGGAUCCCUGGUAUUGGUAUAGAAGAGAUGAUGAAUUAAAUAUACCGUCAUAUAAGGAUUAGGAAUAGCAAGAUUAUAAUUAUAAUAAAUGUUAAAAAAUGAUUAUGUAUCAGGUAAGGGUUGAAUUAUACAAACAAGGCUUUAUUUAGUUAAUGCAUCUCUUAGUCAAUCAAUGCUUACCGAGCUCUUUUCGACCUGAAAUCCUAACCCGAUACGAAAAAAAUUUUGAAACCUCGAACCAAAAAAGACAAUUUAUCUUUCUUUUCAACCGAACCAUACUUCUUCAUAUAUAUGUAUAGCGAGGUCCUUUGUACAUCAUUUUAAUACAAGAAAAAUAAUUACCGGGUGUAUGCCCCCACCCUCCACGGUUCAUAAUAAGAAGAAAAUACCCCAACUGACACCCACGAACAAACUCUUCCUAAUCUAGUCCAAUAAGAGGCGAAACAGAAACGAGAAAUUCUGGGUGGAAAACAACCUAAAAAUACAAAUUAAUCAUGUUUUUUGAAAAACAGGUUUAAAUAUUUACAUAAUAUUACAAACAGAAAUUUCUGCAUGAAAUAGUAUAACAUAUAAUUCCAUGGAAUUAAUUCUCCGAUAAAAGCUGCAAAAAAAAACAAAUAGUUGAGAAUUAUCUUAAUCGUUGGACCCUCCCCCUCUCCUUACUCUGUUUAUAUCUACUAACAACAAAGAAGCGAUGAAACAAAUUGUAAAAUAAACAAAUUGUAAAAUAAAUAACUUAUUUAUUUUUCUCUCUUUUAUUCCUUUUCUCCUUUUUCUUUUUAAAAAAUUUUUAUUUUCUUU
Meloidogyne enterolobii is the source of this 1135-nucleotide messenger RNA. The record is from the annotation of a GenBank genome assembly. Lineage: Eukaryota; Metazoa; Nematoda; Chromadorea; Rhabditida; Meloidogynidae.